AUGAGGUUGCAGGACCUUGUGAGAGCCACAAAAUUUGGAGAUGCUUGCACAUACCACCCAGGUGUUCCAGUCUUUCAUGAUGCAUUAAAGGGUUGGUCUUGCUGUAAGAGAAGAACAACUGAUUUUUCUGAUUUCUUAAGCAUUGUAGGCUGUACAAAGGGUAGGCAUAAUAGUGAGAAGCCACCUGAGCCAGUCAAGCCUGAAGUCAAGACUACUGAGAAGAAGGAACUAUCUGAAUUGAAACCCAAAUUUCAGGAGCACAUCAUUCAGGCUCCUAAACCAGUAGAAGCAAUUAAAAGGCCAAGCCCAGAUGAACCAAUAACAAAUUUGGAAUUAAAAGUAUCUGCCUCCCUAAAACAAGCACUUGAUAAACUUAAACUAUCUUCGGGGAAUGAAGAAGAUAAAAAGGAGGACCACAGUGAUGAAAUUAAGAUUGGGACCUCAUGUAAAAAUGGAGGGUGUUCAAAGACAUACCAGGGUCUGCAGAGUCUAGAAGAAAUCUGUGUGUAUCAUUCUGGAGUACCUAUCUUCCAUGAAGGGAUGAAAUACUGGAGCUGUUGUAGAAGAAAAACUUCUGAUUUUAAUACUUUUUUAGCCCAAGAGGGUUGUACUACAGGGAAACACAUGUGGACUAAAAAGGAUGCUGGGGAAAAAGUUGUUUCAUGUAGACAUGAUUGGCAUCAGACUGGGGGUGAAAUCACCAUUUCAAUAUAUGCUAAAAAUUCACUUCCAGAACUUAGUCGAGUAGAAGCAAAUAGUACAUUGUUAAAUGUGCACAUUGUAUUUGAAGGAGAGAAAGAAUUUCAUCAAAAUGUGAAGUUAUGGGGUGUGAUUGAUGUAAAACGAAGUUAUGUGUCUAUGACUGCAACCAAAAUUGAGAUCACCAUGAGAAAAGCUGAACCCAUGCAGUGGGCAAGCCUUGAACUGCCUGCAACUAAAAAGCAGGAAAAGCAAAAGGAAGAUACAACAGCUUGAUUGGAGAAAGGAAAAACCACUGCCUGUAUCAGCAUUCUUAAUAAUGUGUGAUGAAUUGGUGGCUUGCUGCUAUAAAUUUUUGUUUUGUUAUUGUUGAAGUCUGGCAUUUCAGGGUCAACAGUAGGAUUUUAAAAACCAAAGUCAUUUUAUAUAUUUGUGUCUCCCAUAUUCCUUUUGAGUUCCAUAAGACUGAUUGUUCAUUUCUCCUCACUAAUGGAACCGUAGUUACGUUCUCUACUUGAAGAAGUUGGAAAUCAGUUCAUAAACAGAGUUGUAGUACUUCUUAGUAUAUUUAUAUUGAACAGAAGAAUAUUAAGGAACUUUUUCUUUUUUCAUAUUUUUCUCUUAUCCCAUAUUUUGUAAAGCAAAGUGGAAUGUCAAAUUUUAAUCAUUUUUUCAUGUAUUUUUAUUCCUGUAGUACUUGAAAAUCUUUAAGGAGGAGAUAAAGCUCUGCAUUUUUUUUUUCUAUUUGGGAUGGUUACUUUUUUCUAGAAGGUAAUGUAGCAAGCAAGGAGGAACAUGUGCAUCAUUAACAAAUUAGAAUUCAGUUACAGUUAAUUGAAUUAAAAUAUUAUUUCAGUGUCCAUAGUACUUGCCAAGCAGUAUGAGGUAAUUGUAUAGGAGGCAUUAUAAAUAAGACUAUUGAGAUAUCAAUUUGGUUGAAAUUCACCAUCCUAUAAGACUAAGCAAUAAUGUUAAGUAUCGUUUUGCUGAUUAUUUGAAGGUCCUCUGUAUAGUGUUAUGACUAAAUUCUACCUGAUUUACAGCCUAAUACUCAUUUAAAGCCUUUAAUUAGUUACAUAGCAAAAGAAAUUUUAUCUGGCCUCAUUGAUGAAAAACUGUAUGUAUAGAACUGUGGAUUCUUAAAGGCUUGUAAAAAUACAUUAGGGUAUGAGAAGAUGUAAAUGCUU
Messenger RNA from Choloepus didactylus (southern two-toed sloth), 1886 nucleotides. RefSeq names its product cysteine and histidine-rich domain-containing protein 1-like. Gene Ontology annotation, molecular function: zinc ion binding. Gene Ontology annotation, biological process: centrosome duplication. The transcript is spliced from 2 exons. Bases 1 to 975 code for a protein of 324 amino acids. NCBI's taxonomy places the organism in Eukaryota, Metazoa, Chordata, Mammalia, Pilosa, Megalonychidae. The record is from RefSeq and is a predicted model, not a curated record.